Messenger RNA from Metschnikowia bicuspidata var. bicuspidata NRRL YB-4993, 855 nucleotides. RefSeq names its product 60S ribosomal protein uL10 (gene RPP0). The transcript is spliced from 2 exons. The coding region runs from base 149 to 841 and encodes 230 amino acids. Gene Ontology annotation, molecular function: large ribosomal subunit rRNA binding; structural constituent of ribosome. Gene Ontology annotation, cellular component: cytosolic large ribosomal subunit. Lineage: Eukaryota; Fungi; Ascomycota; Pichiomycetes; Serinales; Metschnikowiaceae. The record is from RefSeq and is a predicted model, not a curated record. Gene Ontology annotation, biological process: cytoplasmic translation; ribosomal large subunit assembly.
CCUGGCCAGCGAGCGUGGCACGUGACCAUCCUAGUGGGCGUUGGCCGCGUGGCCGGGCUAAAACAAGCAAAAAAUUUGCACCCUCUUUCUUUCACACCGUAUCUUUUUGAGGGCCAUUAAAUACUCCUAACGAAGAAAUAUAAUCGAAAUGGGUGGAACUCGUGACAAGAAAGUGCAAUACUUCGCUAAGUUGAAGGAGUUGUUGACCGAAUACAAGUCUAUCUUUGUUGUUGGUGUCGACAAUGUCUCUUCCCAACAAAUGCACGAGACCAGAAAGUCCUUGAGAGGCGAGGCCACCGUGUUGAUGGGUAAGAACACCAUGGUCAGAAGAGCCAUUAGAGGCUUUUUGUCUGAGUUGCCAGAGUACGAGAAGUUGUUGCCUUUUAUCAAGGGUAACGUCGGUUUCAUCUUCACCAACUCCGACUUGAAGACCAUCAGAGAGGCCAUUGUCUCCAACGUUGUCGCUGCUCCAGCCAAGGCCGGUGCCGUCGCUCCAAAGGACGUCUGGGUCCCAGCCGGUAACACCGGUAUGGAGCCAGGUAAGACCUCUUUCUUCCAGGCUUUGGGUGUCCCAACCAAGAUUGCCAGAGGCUUCAUUGAGAUUGUCUCUGACGUCAAGGUUGUCGAAGCCGGCAACAAGGUCGGUCCUUCCGAGGCUUCCUUGUUGAACUUGUUGGGUAUCUCGCCAUUCACCUACGGUUUGACUGUUUCCCAGGUGUACGACAACGGCCAGGUCUUCCCAGCCUCCAUCUUGGACAUCACCGACGACGAGUUGGUUUCCCACUUCGUCUCUGCCAUCCAGACCAUUGCCUCUGUGUCCUUGGCUGUUGUUACAUUUUAGAUUAAUACAACAAC